Messenger RNA from Drosophila grimshawi, 1595 nucleotides. RefSeq names its product protein yippee-like (gene Ypel). The record is from RefSeq and is a predicted model, not a curated record. NCBI's taxonomy places the organism in Eukaryota, Metazoa, Arthropoda, Insecta, Diptera, Drosophilidae. Bases 669 to 1013 code for a protein of 114 amino acids. The transcript is spliced from 2 exons.
CCUUUGUCUUUUAUCUUUGUGCGGGAAAUCUGAUAUACUCCUCCUCGUGUAUAUAUUCAAAAGGGAGCAGAGAGCAGACAGACAGACAGAAAGACAGAAAAGCCAAGAACGGCAACGCAGCAAUUAGAUUGAGGUCGAUACCGUUCUGGCCCACGACGACACUUGGCAGACGUCGCUGGACAUAAUCGUUCAAUGACAGCAGCCACAAUCGCUGCCUCUGCCGCCGCGGCGUCGUCGUCGUCGUCGUUGUUGUCGUCAUCGUCGCCGUCCGCCGCAAGGAACGUAACGUGCAGUUAACGCCCAGCAGCAAAAACAGCGCCGUAGUCGAAACCGGAGUCAGAGUCACAGUCGAAAUCGAAGUCAAAGUCGAAGUUGGGUUGUCCUCUUUGCACCCGCGGGUCAAUUCACAGCCAGUAAGAAGUGUACUUCUCUGUGAGUGAGAGAGAAAGAGAGAGAGAUACGGACCGAGAGAGAGAGAGAGAGACGUUGAGUUUCAAACAACCAGCUAAAAAAGCCAAGCCAAACCACACGCCCAACGUAAACCGCAAUACGUCAGCAACUGGAAUAUUAACUGCAACAUUAACAGUUGCAGUGUAACAGUAACAUUAACAUUAACAUUAACAGUUCGAGUUGUGCAUAGCAACAACAACAACUAGCAAGCAAGAACAAUGGUCAAAACCUUUCAAGCCUAUUUACCGUCCACAAAUCGGACCUACUCAUGUGUUCAUUGCCGGGCGCAUCUCGCCUCACACGACGAGCUCAUCUCGAAGUCGUUCCAGGGCAGCCAGGGGCCGGCCUAUCUAUUCAAUUCGGUGGUGAAUGUCGCCUGCGGCCAAACGGAGGAGCGUGUCCUGCUCACCGGCUUGCAUGCGGUCGCCGAUAUAUAUUGCGAGUGCUGCAAGACGCCGCUUGGCUGGAAAUAUGAGCAUGCGUACGAGUCCAGUCAGAAGUACAAGGAGGGCAAGUUUAUUAUUGAGUUGGCGCACAUGAUCAAGGAGAAUGGAUGGGACUGAACGAUGGUGGCGUGUGGCACGUGAGCAGAAGUGGCAUGUGGUGGCGCGGCAGGCUGGCAAGGAUAACAGUUAACAGCGGAAGCAGCAGCAGCAGCAGCAGUAGCAGCAGCAGCAACAACAUUGACAGUUGAUUGGCGUGGAGUGCAGCAAAGUGCAAGAAAUGGCUUUUGGAGCAAGCGAGUGCAAGCGAGAAGGCAACACACAGCAGACAGCAGGCGAGCGCCAGCGAUCGAGCAAGCGAGCGAGCGAGCAAGAAAGAGACAGAGAGAGAGAGAGAGAGAGUCGAGUCGAAUCAGAAUCAGAAUCGAAGUCGGAGUCAAGUUGAGAGUUCGAGAGUUUUAGGGUACCACAACAUAUAUAUGCUAUUAUAUAGUACAUAACUCGUCGUAUCUUAUAGAACACAACAAACACACACACACAGACACACACAUGGAGACAGCAAGCACAUCAUUACAUCUACAUCUACAUCUACACAGACCCACACACACAUACACACAUACAGCUCCUGAUGGGCUUGGAGAGAUCUCUGCGCUGGCAGCAGCAGCAAUUUGAACUGAUGCCAUCUAUAUAUAUCCUGGCCUA